Messenger RNA from Anolis carolinensis (green anole), 3193 nucleotides. It is a transcript of the gene armc1, whose product is annotated as armadillo repeat containing 1. Bases 273 to 1115 code for a protein of 280 amino acids. The transcript is spliced from 7 exons. NCBI's taxonomy places the organism in Eukaryota, Metazoa, Chordata, Lepidosauria, Squamata, Anolidae. The record is from RefSeq and is a predicted model, not a curated record. Gene Ontology annotation, molecular function: metal ion binding; protein binding.
GAGCUCCGCCAAUCGGAGGCCGGUGCAAGAAGGCAGGCCGUGAGUGGAGCGGCGGGGCUCUGGGACGCAGCCAACCCGGCCCCGCUGUGCUGCCGGAUGCUGCCUCCCGGGCGCGGGGUUCCAAUUCUGCGCCUCCCUCCUGCCUUCCUUUCCCUUCCCUCAGGUCUCCUUUCCUGCAGCCUCCGCGGAUCCGGAUCCUCUGCCCUGGUCGGAGGGACAACACGCCUUCCCUCCAGCGCCCCCUGAAAAAAUUUUAUGCAUGAGAAGAAAAAAUGAACAACACCACAAUGAACGAGGAGCCAGAUGCGUUAUCUGUCGUGAACCAGCUGCGGGACUUGGCAGCUGACCCUUUAAACAGAAGAGCAAUCGUCCAAGAUCAAGGAUGCCUACCGGGACUUAUUUUAUUUUUGGAUCAUCCCAACCCUCCAGUUGUUCAUUCAGCUCUACUUGCUCUUCGCUACUUAGCAGAAUGUCGUGCCAAUAGAGAGAAAAUGAAGAGUGAGCUGGGUAUGAUGCUGAGCUUACAGACUGUUGUACAAAAGACCACAACACCAGGGGAGACAAAGCUGUUAGCUUCUGAGAUCUAUGAUAUUCUUCAGUCUUCCAGCAUGUCUGACAUGGACAAUGUAAAUGAGAUGAAUUCUCGACGUCGGAAAGCUCAGUUUUUCCUCGGAAGUACAAAUAAACGGGCUAAAACAGUAGUUUUACAUAUAGAUGGCCUUGAUGAUUCGUCUCGGAGAAACCUGUGUGAAGAGGCCUUGCUGAAAAUCAAGGGGGUCAUCAGUUUCACAUUUCAGAUGGCUGUUCAAAGAUGCGUAGUCCGGAUCAGAUCAGAUUUGAAAGCAGAGGCCCUGGCAACGGCAAUAGCAUCUACCAAAGUCAUGAAAGCCCAGCAAGUUGUAAAAGGUGAAAGUGGUGAAGAGAUGCUGGUCCCCUUCCAAGAUACGGCGGUAGAAGUGGAACAGAAUACUGACCUCCCUGAGUAUUUGCCAGAAGACGAAAGCCCUUCCAAAGAGCAGGACAAAGCCGUGUCCCGCGUUGGGUCGCAUCCAGAAGGUGCAGCCAGCUGGCUGAGCACAGCUGCAAACUUUCUUUCUAGGUCCUUUUAUUGGUGACUGCAAAUCAAGGUUAAGAGACUGUGUGAACCAACAGGGGGCCAGUUUUCCAUUGGUGUGGUGAACUGCCAAGUGCAAUUUGCAAUAAGUUAUCACAACAAAUUUUUAGACUACACAAAACAUAUGCUGUGUUUUACAUUUUAUUGGACACAUGGUCUUUUGGGCCAGUGAGAAAGAGGUCUCAAAGCAAGGUUUGUUCCUUUUCUUGCCCCUACCCCUGUUCUCCUAUGUUUUAUUGCCUCCCUUUUUAAUAUGGGUCCAUGAUCAACCAAACCUUUUUUGAGUGUAUAAAGCUUUAAGUUAAAAUUCAUGAUUAAUACAGAUAGAUUCUGUUCAGCCUAUAUCUCAGGACAUCUGUGCCAGGAAGGUAUUAGUCUGAGUUUUGCAUGGAUUGAAAUGCCUUUGGUUGUUUUUUUUAAUUCAUUUUUGCCUUAUUUCAGAUUAUGUUUCUCCUCUAGAUGGUCACUCUAGAGGGAAUAACCUGAUUUCUUUGCCACUUCUUUUGGAUUUUUCUUUCCAGCUUUGUUCAGAGCCAAUGUGUCUACAUGAGACUUGAAAUUAACAAGUCCUUUCUUUCUUGGAGACCUGAUCCCUUAAGUGACAGUCCAUUGCCACUCUCAACCUGAACCCUUAGUAAUAAAAUUAAAAAUGCUCACAUAUAUCAUAUAGUAAAUAAUUGGCUGUAAGAAAUUGCUUGUUAAGGAUGGCAGCAAAUCUCUAAAUACAACCAAAAACAGCUGUUUGCAAUUUAGCUUGGUUAAGGAACUCUGGUCUCAGAAUUAGUGAUCUACACUGAUUAUACCUUGUUGCAGAUUUUGUCUGUGGUAGAAGGUGUGGUGAUUAUUUUCAGUCAAUGAUGAAAACUGAAAAAAAGUAUGUCAGUGAGGAGGGUGGGGAAUAAAACGCUGAAUAUGCCAUAGUGCCACUGCCCUUACAUGUCAAACAUUUAAUGCUAGGUGGAAAUUUAACUAUUAUCCCUGUUGCCUUUGAUAGAGUGCUUUUAUAUUCCAGCUCCUUGUACUAUGGCAAGAGAUGUGAAACCAUGUGGAAAGCCUGUAGCAGAGCUGGGAAUGGCGCAAGGAUGUGCCGAUGUCUCCAGGGGAGGGUGAGCCUCUUACAAAUAAUGAAGGAAUCCCCCAGAGUGCACUAACCUGGUGGAGACAACCAGCAAACCAACCUAUACCUGCAUAUUUGUCUUCACCAUGUGGUGGUGCAGAUGUAUAUGUUGGCAGGUGCCUGAAUCACUGCAAACCAUCUCCGUUUAGCUUCUGGAAAGGUUAAUAUAGAUCAGGUUUCAGUAGGCAAAUAAAUAUUAUGCAGAGCAAUUUAAGUGAUUGAAAUCUAGGCUGAGAUAUUUCUCAGUGUGUUAGAACAACUCUAGUGCAGCCGCUUUGCACCACAGGAGUAUAGGUAACUACUUUAAAUACAUUUUGUGAUGCAAUCCAUACAGAUAUUGACUUCAUCGUGAGGUAAAUGGUUUGAGGUAUUGCUUUGCCCCUUUGAAAGUCUUAUCUUUGGCUUACAUUGCCGCAGGAGUUAAGUAGCAACAAGCAAUUGUCAGUGUAAUGAAAAUAAUGUACAAAGGAGAGAGGAAUGUAAAAUAAUACUACUAAGUUAAAGUUCACACAACUUGUGUCUAUCUGAAAUAAUGAUUUAUUUUUGGAUUAGUUUCUCCCUAUUUUUUCCUGGAUCCAGAUUUUUUUGGUUUGAAGUUUACACGCACAGAAUACAUGCUUUUUGAAAGCAUGUAUUGUAUUAAAUAAUACGUAUUAUUAAGCAUAUUGCUGUCUAGAAUGUUACAAUAGCAGACAUGUUUGCAGAGCCCCAGUUAUAUACCUAUGGACACAAUGUUUAUGUGGAUCAUCUCUUGUCUCUCCUCUGCAUUUUGCAUCGCCGCACACCCACUGCACUACACGACAUACCCCUUUGGAUAUUAAUGGUUCAGUACAAAGUAGAUAUUAUGACUCAUGUAUUCAAUUUGUAGGUAUGCGUUUUUUGGUCAGUAUUGCAGCUCUCCCAUUUGAAGUACCUGUAAAAGAGCUUUUCAAAUACUGUAAAAUAAAAUGAAAUACAAUGAA